UGAAUUAUUGAACAAGGGUUCCUGUUAAUGUGAGGCCCAGACUUUACAAUGAAGGGUGAAACCCCAUCCCAAAAAGCUGCUGGAAAAAUCACAUCCGGCACUAAAAACCCUUGUGCUAGCUUGGAAAUUUAGUUUUGCUCCUUAUUAUAAAAUUUGAAGCUCUAAAAUAGAUUUGGCAGUGAACACUUGAAAAUAUAGAGUUCGAAUAAUAUAUUACAAGAUAUAUUAUUUUUAGAGUUUGAAAUCAAAGUUAUUUUUCAAUCCAUGAUAGUCGAGAUCAAGAUGAUCGAUCUUGAUACUUUUCAGGCGUUGGAACAACAAAUUCCAGUAAGAUUUGAGCUACUGUUUUUAAGAAGCACACCAAUCUUCUCCUUGAACAAAACCCUUGGUACAUGCAUCAAUGAGACCCAACAUAAGCCAUGACACUAGAGGCAAAAUCCUGCAUGAUGUCUCGUUUAUUCAUUUACAGUAGCAGUUCUUUGUUUGUGAGGAAAGGAUAGUAGAAAAUGGAUGAGGGUUUGCAAGAAGAUAUUGUCAUUGUUGGCGCCGGGAUUGCAGGCCUUGCCACUGCUCUAGGACUUCACAGGAUGGGGUUAAAAUGCUUUAUAUUGGAAUCUCAUGAUGCCUUGAGGACCACUGGCUUUGGACUGACCACAUGGACCAAUGCAUGGAAAGCUCUUGAAGCUCUUGGUGUUGCUGACUCCCUACGCCAUCAACAUGUCCAACUUCAAAGGGUAAGUGUCACUACCUUAGCAACUGGGGCUACUACCCAUACACCACUCACAGGUCAGGGGAAAUGCGGGCAAUUUGAAACGCGUUGUUUGAGGAGAGAUUUGUUGGUGGAAGCUCUUGCACGAGAACUUCCAAAAGGGUGCAUCAAGUUUGGGGCUAAAGUGGCGAAUAUGGAAGUGAAGGACUACAAAUCCCCACCUUAUCUUCUCCAUUUGGCCGAUGGGACUAUUAUCAAAGCCAAGGUAGUGAUUGGGUGUGACGGGGUGAACUCUGUGGUGUCAACGUGGUUGGGUUUGCAAAAACCAGCCUAUGUGGGACGCUCAGAGAUCAGAGGAUUCGCAAAUUUCCAAGAUGGCCAUGGUUUUGAGCCAGAUUUCUUGCAGUAUAUCAAUGAUGAUUUUCAAGUGGGCCUAAUACCUUGCAAUAACCAAACCAUCUAUUGGUUCUUCACUUGGAGCCCUACCCAUCAAGAAAGGGAAAUUGAGGAUGACCCAGACAAGAUGAAACAACUGGUGUUGGAAAAGACAAGGGACAUUCUGAAAAAUGUGCAAGACGUGAUCGAGAGGACCAGAGUCGAAUGCUUGAACACAUCUCGCCUACGGUGCAGAUGGCCCUGGUGUCUGAUACAUGGAAACAUAUGCAAAGGGAAUGUGUGUGUGGCCGGAGAUGCAUUCCACUGUAUGACUCCUGAUAUUGGCCAAGGAGGCUGUUCAGCUUUGGAGGAUGGUGUAGUCCUCGCCAGAUGCUUAGGUGAAGCAAUUUUAGAUGGAGAGAAAGGAAUUGAAGAGAAGAGGAUCUCAAUGGCCUUGGAGAAGUAUGUAAAGGAAAGGAAAUGGAGGGCAAUAAUGAUAACAACUGUGGCCUACUUUUUUGGGUUCCUGCAACAAGGCCAUGGGAAAGUGAAAACUUUUCUGUGGGACAAAUUAUUGUCCAGGAUAAUGCAAAGGAGGAGGAUGGCAAUUACUGAUUUCAAUUGUGGAAGUCUACAGAACCCAGCGAGCUUGCGACCUCACCCCAAUUACUCAGGUUCUGCACGUCUCUGAGUCCAAAACUAAGACCAAGGGGAACGGCUGAGUCUCACCUACGCAAUUUUAUAGGACUCGAAGUAUCUAGCGAACUCAGAUGAGUGAAGGUGCCGGAUUCCCUUGAAAGCCCCUCUGUUGUGGAAUGAAACAUUGUGUAUAUCAAUAGUUAAUUGUUCACCAUCAAGCUCUUUGAAUCCAAUGACAAAGCAGGAUUCAAGGUUU
This is a messenger RNA of Amborella trichopoda, 1979 nucleotides long. Its product is annotated as monooxygenase 2. NCBI's taxonomy places the organism in Eukaryota, Viridiplantae, Streptophyta, Magnoliopsida, Amborellales, Amborellaceae. Gene Ontology annotation, molecular function: FAD binding. The record is from RefSeq and is a predicted model, not a curated record.